Molecule: messenger RNA, 1089 nt
Organism: Ixodes scapularis (black-legged tick)
Lineage: Eukaryota; Metazoa; Arthropoda; Arachnida; Ixodida; Ixodidae
Exons: 10
Coding region: 1-1023 (340 amino acids)
Biological process (GO): membrane protein ectodomain proteolysis
Molecular function (GO): metalloendopeptidase activity
Source: RefSeq, a predicted model, not a curated record
AUGCUUCGUGUCAAGAGCCUUUUAAUUAUGCUUACCUUUACUCAUGGCAUUUCAGGAGCUACAGAUACAGAGAACCGACCAAGUAUGAAAGUGGGUGUAACCAUUCUCUGCGACACGUCGUUUCUGACUUCGAGGAUGAAAGAGCCUGCUCCAAAGUCUUCCGUUUUAAGAUAUCUAAACGUGAUGUUGCACGCGGCGGAAGUAUAUUUCAGGGAACUUGAGUGCCCCAAGAUAGAACUCUACCUUGUCGAUGUGUACAAUACGACGCGAGAAGAAGAAGAGACAUUCGAGGUCACCAAUAAAGUAUAUAGUACCACCUUCAUGGAUGGUCCAUUCACCCUCGCUUUGUUUCAAGAGUGGGUUGAAAAAAGCGGAAAAUUCAACGAAAGCGAUAUCGUAAUCCUGCUCACGAGUUGCCUUCUUUAUGACUACUUUUGGUCCUCCAAACAAGGUCGUAUAGACGGCGGUAUUUCAUACAAGGAUGGAAUCUGCACUCAUCUCCGUGUUGGUGUCGUCGAAGACAAGGGUCGUUAUUUUGAUGGACUUAGAUCGCUAGUCAGCCAGAUCGCACAUCUUCUAGGCACACCCUGGGACGAGGGUCACGAAGCACCACAAUGUCUUGGCGAAGAUGGAUAUCUCGUGAGCCUUGACACUUCAGAGAAGCCUCUUCCCAUGCUUUCGAACUGCACAAAAGACUAUAUUUUCGACAAGUACCAAGACAACUUAGAUACCGAGCAAUGCUGGAUGGACACACCAACCCCGAUUAUAGAGAGAACGAAAGAGUUACCGGUAGACUAUUUUGGUCUAGAGGACUUCUGCAAGGCGAAUCGUCCUAUCUUUCCUUACGAUACAUAUUGCCCAGCUAAUCAUACGAAGUGGCAAUCUGCUCCGGUCUGCAAGCUUCCAUGUUGCAAGAACGAUACAACUUACAGAGGACCCUACCGUUCAUCACCCGAUGGCACGAAUUGCACAGGUGGAGAUGGCGAAAAGGUGUGCCUAUCUGCAAUAUGCGUCACGCUAUAAAUCGACCUGUUUCAAGUUAAAAAGAUAAUGGAACUCAUCACGAAUAAUAAAGGUGUCAAUGUGGUU